AUGUUUCCACUCUGUCCUCCAGAAUGCAAUGUGGCGCCUCUCCCGCUCGUGGGUGUUUGCACACCGGCGCGCCUCCACGGCAUCCUGCGGACCACACUCGAGGCCUGCACGACUGGCAAGUCUUCUGUGCCUCAUCAACCUCGCAUGAAUUUCCUCUUCUACGAUUCUGAACAAGUUAUCGCGUCCCCCGGAGUCUUGUCUCCCUCUCGACGUUCCGUCGUCUCUCUUCCCUCGUCGAGAGGAGGAAGCGUGUGUCCGUCUCCCGCGCCCUUUUCCUCUGGAGCUUCUCCCUUCCCCUUCUCGCGUCUCGGCACUGCAUCCGCCAGCGCUCCUGCGUCCUCCCCCGGUGGAGAGGCUCCGCUCAGCUUGUCAGGCUCAGCGUCCCCCGUCCCUGCCGAUGAUGGCGUCUUUCUGGCGCCAAGGCCAGGCGCGCCACCGAGUCCAGAUGGUGCGGCUGGUGCUCCAGCUUCUGCGGCCGGUCCUUCCUCCCACGGUGUGGCCAGUGCUUCUUCCUCUCCAGACGCAGGUGGAGGGCGAGGAGAAGAAGGCAGUGAGACGGUCGGCGCCGCGCCGCCUCUCCUGCCUAGUAAGGAGGCCACGCUCACAGCUCUACGCCGGGCGCCUCCUGUAAAAAAGAAAACGCCUCCGGCUCCAGAACAGCUUCUCAACAAAGGUUUUCUUCGGCACGGCUGGAUGCGCAAGCAAUUAGCAGAGCGUCCAGCGGCGUACGCGUUGUGUUUCGACUGGCGAGAGGCCUUCGAUCCCGCGGCGGCUCCAGCUCUGGCGUCGCCGGUGUCGCACCAAGUCGCUCACUCCAACUCUCACCAGGUCGAGGCGCCUAGCCACCCCAGCUCGACUGACGGAGCCUGUGGUGAGCCCUCGACGUCUGCGUCUCCAGCCAAGCCCUGCUGUCCUUGCUGUCCGUACACUCGCGAGCUUCUCGCAGACAGCCGGGCGGGUUGCUCGGGGGUCUCGGCGGACUCUUUCUUUUCUCAGGGCGGCACUCAGCGCUCGUCCGCUCUCGGGGUGUCUGAGGGCGGCGGAGAAGACCCCCAAAAUGCCUGCCCGCCUUCCGCGCAUGCGGGCCCCGCUGCAGAGACAGAAGCCACAGACGCAAGUCGAGACGUGUGUCUCCCAGGAUCACCGCACUGCUGCCGAAACAUCAAUGCUGCGAUCGGGAUUUGCAGUGCACAGGCGGCAUUGCAGGACCGCCCGGGCAGUGAGGACUUGACAAGGCGAAGCGGAGCACGGGGAAGUGAACACGGAGUGCAAGUAGCAGCGUUUCCAAAGUCUCCGCAAGGUCUCAGCGGGACAGAAGCAACAGAGGCCCUCUUUCCAGAGCCAGAAUUGGAUGCCCGCGAGAUUGCCAUCGCAAGAGCCGAGAGAGCCGCACUCGCCCUCAUUGAACGCAUUCGAGACCACGUACACAGAAAAAAGGUUGCACCCAAGAUGAUCCUUUUUGUCAUUCUGCCCUCGGGCUUGCCAGACCCGCAGAGCGCGGUGAGCUGUCUCCGGCGCCUGAAUCCAUCCGAGAUCGCCGCCCUCUUCGUCACUUGCGGAAUUGACGACAUUCAGACCAAAAUGGACCGUCUCGAACAGGUGGCGUACGACUGCGCUGUGGAGCACUACGAGAAUGAGUCACGUCGGUACAGAAAGCAGAUUCAUCAUGCCCCUAAAAGCGCAGACCGUAAUCAAUCGAAUGCUUGCCACGUGUAUCAUGUUCGAAGCUUGGUGAAGGCGGGGUACAUGUUGGAGUUUGCUGCUCAGCCGCACGGAGCGAUGAAGUCGUUCAUCGCCGCUUGGCAGUUGCUGACGACGGACAAGCAGAUGGCGAGCGCCGUCGAGCGAAUGUCUCUGUGCAAUCUGCUCUCGGUGCGCAUGUACCACAUGUACUUUCAAGCGAACGAGCCUGCAAAGGCAGCGCACCACGCACGCGAGCACCGCGUUGUUCUGCGAGAAAAUCCAGAAGAAGAAGAACUGUUCGGCUACCUCCUCCCUCAGUGGCUGGCGGAACUCCACGAACUCCUUGCCCACCUUCAGCAAGAGGCGCUUCUCGCGCAACACCGCCUGAGCCUGCAAGUCACGCAAACAACACCAAGAGGCCGUAGCAACCAGCCUACAUCCCCUGCUUCUCCGCAGUCUUCUCUGCAUUCUUCGUCCCCUCACUCGCAUUCUAUGGGGAGACGCCCAAACUCCGAGGCAGAGGUGUCGAGCGACUUGAAGCGUCAGACACUUGCAUCCGCUCUCGGUUUCGGGCGCCACACCGGCCGCGACAGCGAAGGGGGUUUGAAUUUCUUGGGAAACGGACUUCAUUUCAACAAGUGGGGGUUGAGUCGCGACAGCACCAGCAGAGCCGCGCCGCUGUCUGCUGGACCUCGCAGAGAUCAGGCAGCAGCUCCUGGGGAGUCGAGCCUCGCCUUUCCGCCUCCAGUCGGGCCUGACGAGCCCUGCGAACCGCUUCAGGGCGCCUGCAGUCCCACCGAAGGACCGACUGCUCUUUUGCCCGGAUUGGACGACAGCCAAGUGUCUCUGUCCCAGAUGGUCGCCCCUGUGGCGAGGGAGGAGCAUGUAGCGUUGACUUCUUGGGGUCCCGGCCUUCUGUCGCUGACAACUGAAGCAUGGGAGAACCCCGGCUUCCACUUCGAAGCCGCUGCUCGCUACCUCCAGGAGCUACGCGUGUGGGUCCGUCGCGCAAAGGUCCAAGUUCGUCCCCCCUCCAUGAAGGGAGGCCUUGCUGUGCCUUCAGAGUGGAUUGGACAACUCGACACUCUACAGCAUGGGGUUGAGGCCUUCAGUUUGGUACCCCACUCGAGCCCAGGAGCUGCGGCGGCUCUGAUGCGACAAGAGGUCAUUCUUCGCUGGAUUUUCUCGGUCAACGAACAGCAGGUGGCGAUGCAUGCAACUCGCCUUCUCUCCAAGGCUCACGCCAUCUACAAGUGCAUCGGGGGAUCGAGGGGGUGCCCUGUCAUCGCUUGCCAGCUGGCCGAUGCGCUCUUCGACAGCCAGCGCAUGCUGACCGCGCGCCAACUGUACGCGACCUUGGCACAUGCGCUUUCUGCAAAUCUCUUCAGUGGGGCUUCUCUCCUUUCCUCUUCCUUCUGCCCUUCCACGGCUGUGGUCGUCGGAGGAGGCAGCGGAAACAGGGGGAACAACCAAGACCGACAAGCACGCGACAGGGGUGACGAAAAGAAAGACUCAUCGACCUACGCACACAGAGAGACAGCGCGACCACUGAGACAACAAGGAGACUGCGACGGAUGGGGACAGAGAGACAGAGAUGCGUUAAAGGAAGGAGAAGGAGGAGAGAGUGAAGCUGAGGAAGAAGAGAUGGAACAGGCGAUGAGGACAGCCUGGCCUGCGGGCAGCGAAGAGGUGUGGAAGGCGGCAGCAGAAUUCGUGGAAGGCUCGGCGACCGACCAUCAGCUCUGGACGAUGAAAAACGCAGGGUGGUGGCCUCUGCUGGUGUACGUCCUGGCGCGUUUGCUCCUGUCAAUUUGUUCGCUUCUUUCGCUAGCUCCGCCGCCUUUUUUGUACGACCUGGCACAUGUGAAUCCUCUUUUCCACUGCAUCGAAGCUCGACAUGCACCCUCGUCUCUGUCUCAGUCGGUCGACUCGGUCCCGACGAGAAGUGUCUCGCCUCAGGACGAUGUGUCGAGCAAGUCGAACUCGGCUAUUCCCCUGUCUUCUCUCAACGCCAGUGCCGGAGGCCCGGACAAGGCCUCGCUCGCUUCGCCGUCUGUCGCCGGCCCUGCACCUCGCCCGGCAUGGGAGGGCGAGGGCAGAGACAGGCGUCUCCCUGUAGAUCGAGUUGGCGUCUCCGGACCGACACAGAAAGGGUCUGGGACUGUGGACUCGGAGAGCCACGCGUCGUUCGGACUAGAUGAAGCUUGUGCAGGAAACGAGGACCUACGAACCUUUCCUCGGGGUGCUGGUGGAAGCCUUGAGAAUGGCGAUGAACCUGCGAGUGGAAGGAACGGUGUCGAUAGAACUGAGGAGACAAGCGAGAAGCCGAGUAUAUGUGGGCCGCCUCGUCUUGCGCAUGCAGAAGCAGACGAAAGACUGUCGGGCGACGCUCAGUGCUCCGGGAGGUCGUUGACAAGUCUCCAGGCCCUGGCGUCUCUGCCCUCUUUCCUCGACUUCGAAAACUAUCGCAUUGGGGUGCUCUCGGUGUUUGAGUUGAUGAAUUUGUUUGCGCUACGCGCAGCCCGCGACGACCCUCAGGGCGAGAGGCGGCGUCAACUGCGAGCAUUUUUGCUCCUCGCGCUUCUCCCCAAACUGCAGCACUUGGUGGAGAGCAGGGAGGAAUCACGGAGCUCGGAGAUUCGAGAUGGGGUAGGUCCGAAUGGAGGCCACCCAUGCGUCGCGCCCUCAGAUCGAACACGAGAGGGAAGUAAGGAGAGAAUCGUGGAGAUCCACGAAGACUUCAGGGGAGGAGAAAGCGCGAGAAGCGAGAGAUGCACGCUCACGGUUUCUCUCCCCGGGGUCGUGGGGUGGCUUGCCCUCCCGAGUGCCGACGCUCCCCACAGAGAGGCCGUGGCACUGUGGAGAGCUGGAGAGGGGAAGCAGAAGGUUCUGAGGGCCUCAGGCGAAAGGAAAGCGACCGCGAGGAGUGGCCUUCUAGGCGAGGAAGCGGGAAAGGCAGAAAGACACGAGCACAAGAAAAAGAGAAGGCCUCUUGUUCAGGGGCUCCUCUGUGUGAUUCAAAGAUUCGGCCUCGACUUGGAGGUCACCAGUCGGGGCGUCCUUGUCACCUCUCGAGGGCCGCUGCCGUGUCGCCUGCUCCCCCUUGUCCCUGAAGAAGAAACUGAGGAAGCUUGGCGACAAAACCUCUCACUCCAGCAAGGCGAAGGCGCCGACGCGGGUGCACAUCGACACUCCCCGGGAGGGGCGAGGGACAAACUCCGGAGCUGGGGUUCUCCUCCGGCCUCUGUUUCGCUGGAUGAAAGCGUUCGACACCCGUCAGCCGCGGAGAGGAGACCAGGAGUGGUCAUCCCAUCGGGCGGCCUUUGCUGUUUCCGUCUCGUGGUGUAUCCAUGUGAUGCCAGAUCUGCUUCUUUCUCCUCAUCUGCCGUCUCGGCGCCGCUCCGAGUCCUGGGCCUCUCGUUCUCAUGGCAACUCUGUCGCCUCGUCACUUUCGCGCUCUCCACUGUGCUUCCUCUGGACGCAGCAUGUCCGCCUCCGAAUCUGGAACCGUGGCAAAUGAAACAAGUGAGGCUUCUCCUUCGAGAGUUGGAGAGGCGAGGAGAACGCGAAGAGGCCUCCAGCGCGCGACCUCAGGCUCUGCUGACCCCAGCAAUCAAUGCGGACAGCGCGGGCCAAAACGAGCUCUACGAAGAUGUGUGUCUCCAAGGCCCUGCCGACGAGAGAAAAGAAGGAACAGAAACUCCUCUUUCAUCCUCAGCUUCUUCUCUUCUCGACAGCCUCGCACAUUUCCCUCGAGGCUGCUGGCCGGAGCCAGUGCGCCGAGCCCUGUUGCAGAAGAGGCUGAGUGUUCCGCCUCCGCCGAUGCCGCCUUUCUCCACCGGGGAACAGGCCGCUCAAAACUCUCCUUUUUUGUUUCUCCCUGGCAAAAAACUUCUGGAGGACUUCCACCCCGACCGUUUCUUCCGUGUCAGUUUGUGCAACCCGGCGUGUGCAUGGAAGGACGAAGUCGUUCCUCUGCUUCUUCGAAUAGCGGUACAGAAGCCCCAGGCGCUUCCGUCUCACUUAAGGCGGUGUCGCCUUGUCCUCUUUGCUUCUCACGAGGCAGUGGUGACGGAGCUAGUCUCCUCGGGCGAGCCUCAGGCGCUCAAUGGGGGGGGGUCGGCGGAGACCAGAUGCGAAGACAAAACUUCAUUCCGAGGUCUCCCUUCUUCGACGUUUCUUGAGACAACUGGCUCCAGAGAGGCGCCAGGGCUCACUCGGUCUCUGUCGACGGAUGCCUCCAAGAGAGAGAGUUUCACCGAUACGCACGGGAUGCCGUGGACGGAAGGGAGAGACGAGCGGGGCGGCGAGGAAGGACAGGCGAGAAGAGACGAUCUGCACGAAAGGUUUCUCUCUGUGGAGCACAAGGCUCGACUCCAUAGUCGAGAGGGCGAGCGCAUGUUCAGUCUGGGGUGGCCAGAGCGUCCAAACAGCUCCUUUGAAAGCCUGGGAGGUCUCGCGGGACGCCGCGAAUCCCUGGUUGACUUUGCCGCCUUCCUGGAAGAGAGGGACGGAGCGGGGGGAGGACAGAAACAGCGACCAGAAGAGGGGGCGAGGAGCCCAAAGUUCCGAAUGAUCUUCCCUGUCUCGGUGCCUGCGAAUCGCCCAGUUCUCUCCCUCGAUUUCGACGGUCUCCAGCGCGAGGAGGACCCGGAAACGCAUGCAAAAAUGGGAACGAGCGCGGGAGGAGACGGGCGUGCACCAGACGGCGGGUCUAGACAGUUUCGUUUGCAUCGAGAGCCAGAGCGAGGGGGGACGACGAGUUCAAGCUCUUCACAGGCGUCCCCUGCUUCUCUCCCAGCGUUCUCGCCUGAUGCCCGCGUCUCGGCGUCGGCCGAAUCACAGACAGGAGGCUGUCUCAACUGUCUUGGCAGACUCGCAGACUGGUACAGAUCGCUGGGGUACUUUUGCAGGCAAGCGCGAGAAGGCCAGGGGCUCGGAGGGGAGACACUUGUCCUCACUCGGGCGCCGACGAAAUUCCUUUCUCGUCCACGUGCAGACGAAGGCCAUAGCGGGGGCUCCAGAGGCCAGGGCUUCGCGACCGGGACAGAAGCGGCUGCCUUCUUAUUCGAAAGCGACGUGCGACAACUGACAAACAGCGGAGACCCCAGCGACCCCUCUCGCUCGUCUGUCCGCCUCUUCACCUUUCGGCCAAGCAACCGGAAGGCCCAGAGCCGAGACCAGGCUCCUCAAGGCGAGAGACGGCGGAAGAACUGUCGUGGGAGAUAUGAAGAAGAAAGGGGAGAAAACGGAGAAAAGGGAGAAGCCGAAGAAAGGAAUGGACAGAAAGAACAGAUGGGACAAGAAGAAAAGGGAGACGAACAAGGGAAGGAGGGACACGAAGAUCUGUUUGGAGAGAAGAGUCGCAGCGAGUGUUCGCCGCGACGAUCGCGGGGAUACGAAGUCUCAGAGAAGCGUGAUAACGCAGACGAUAGGACGGUGGAAAGCGAGGGUUUGUCUGCUGUCGCUUUCGACGGCUCGUUCCGAGACCCGAAACAGGCUACAUCCGGUGGGGGCCUCGAGGCGAAGCAUCGCGCAGAAGAUUCUCUCUACUCGAGGUUGAACGCGAGACAAAAGCAGAAGGGAGAAGGACCGACCCCUGGCGCAACAACCAUGCUCAGCGGAGAAGAAGAGAUCGCCGUGCCUCUGCUCUUCAAAGCGAAGACCCCAGGAGCUGUCCAGAUUCGCGUGCUCUUGGAGUUUCCCUCGCGUCCUCGGUUGCAGAACGGAGGCAGUGGAGACGACGAGAAGUGGCGAGAGGAAGACUUCUUGGAUGUCGAUCACCAGGAAGACUUCGUGACAGCGGCGGGAAGCAUUCUUGUGCAGAAACCCCUGGAGGUGCAGCUGCAGCCGGCGCCGUUUGCAAGCACAGCGGGCGGGGAAGAGCAGUCAUCCUCAAAGGCAGACCCUCGGUCUUGUCUGUCUCCUCCAGCGAAUCGAGAGGCUCGGUUUGCGUCUGGAGUUGCCCCGCUGGCCUAUCUACAUGUCGCGAAUCCUUCGAGCAUCGCGCUGAGACUCGACGACGUAGCCAUCGUGCCCUUGUCGGUCUGGCGGCCAGAAAAAACUGGGGAAACAGAGGCACUUGCGGGGAGAGGACACGAGUCACGAGGUGGCCAGCAGACACAGGGAAACACGGUAAAUAUUGCAGCGGCAGAUGCGACUGGAGGCGGAACAGAAGCCGAGUGCGAAGAAGGAUGCGCGAGUGUCGCUCAAAAGAUCACACAAAGCCGGAACCGUGCAAAAUGCAAGUGGAGCAUGUGCUCAGAGUGCGGGGCCUUGCUUCCGUCCGGCGUCGCCCUGGAAAAGACAGACGGGGAUGGAGACGAGAGGGGAGGGGAAAAAAAAGGAAUCUUGGAGACUGAGGCGCUGGCACCGCCGCUCAUUGGGUCUCUGGCGACGGUCGAGAGUCUGGAGGCGUGGAGUGCGGUCGUGGACCUAGAGGCCCUCCUCCGAAGGCGGGUGUCUCCAGAGACAAUGGCACUUAAGGGGGACGCCGGAGAUAGACAUCCUGCGGACGCAGAGGCCUUGACUCCGGCCUCUUUGCAGGCGGCAAGCUGCGGUGAUCCCGCUGUCGCGACCGAAUAUGCGGUUCACAUCAGGUUCCAGAGACAUGCCGACGCACUCCCUUAUCCCUUUAACGUCUUCAGCAGCUUGUUCGAGCCUCGCGAGCAACUGUUCCCUUUCUCUCUUCCGGCGCUACUUCCUGCAUGCGUUGACCUCGCGCCUGUGGCCAUCCGCGUGACACACACGUCCACUCCAACGGUUGGUGUUCCUUUCACGCUCCGGGCGACCAUCACGAAUAACACGGCGCGUCCUCAGGAGACAACGGUGAAGUUGGUUUAUCCGCCGGUAACGGCGUCAGUCGACGGGCGCUUUCAAGCAGAAGGAGACCUGGGCGGCGAAGGCUCCUCAGAGUUGUCAGCUCGGUGGAGUGGCCGGUCGGAAUGUCCAUAUUUGAUUAGCGGAGUGAUGUGCACAGACCUUCUUCUUUCUCCGGAGAGUGACCGAGUCAUUCAGUGGACGAUGGUCGCGUGCAGGGCCGGCGCGUUUUCGGUACCGACCGUAAUGGUGCGGUGUCACCGAUAUCUAUCGGGUGAAGCUGCUACUCAGGUGACCACGUGUGAGGAAGAAACAACAGAGAAUGCUGUGGCACAGGAACUAACUCGGGCUCUCAGAGAAGCGAUUGAAGGCAGUCCGCAGGCGCCAGACUCUUUGCGGGGGGGCUCUGUCUUCAUGUCCCAUCUUACGAAUGUCGUUGUCUUUCCCAAUCCUCAGUGA
Molecule: messenger RNA, 8961 nt
Organism: Toxoplasma gondii ME49
Lineage: Eukaryota; Apicomplexa; Conoidasida; Eucoccidiorida; Sarcocystidae
Exons: 14
Coding region: 1-8961 (2986 amino acids)
Source: RefSeq, a predicted model, not a curated record